UCAGUCAUCACUUCUUUAAACGUCUUUUACAGCGGAAGCUGCUCGGUUGUAAGGGUGUUUGUGGCACUUUUGUGAAACCUGUCGCCUCUAUACGUGAUGGUCGAUGUUUGUAAUCAACGGAAAUGGAGUUUUCAGAGCAUAUUAAGACGGCUAAUGUUGAGGACGUGGUGCUCAGAGAGGUGUCGCGAGCUCCGCGGACGGGAGCGCUGUGUGUGACCGGACACCACCUCCUGUUCUCGGACAGAGGCGAGGACAGCACCUGGCAACUCCUGCUGCUCAUCAGGAACAUCGAUGCCAUCGAGAAGAGUGUUGAGAAUCUUCUCGGAUAUCCUCAGGGCUUCAAAGCAAACCAGAAGCAAAGAGCAUCUGGGUCGUCUGGUAGCAUUGUGAUUAAAUGUAAGGACCUUCGCAUCCUCCAGUUCGAUAUUCCCGGCAUGGAAGAGUGCCUGAACAUCGCCAGCUCCAUCGAGGCUCUCUCCUCUCUGGAGAAUGUAACAGAAAUGUACCCGUUCUUCCACCGGCCCCGUGGCCUCAGGCUGAGCGACCCCUGGGGUUUCUCCUCUCCGGAGCAGGACUACACACAAACAGAAAGGCUGUGGGACAGAUGGAGGCUGAGCAAAGUGAACUCGGAUUUCUCAGUGUGUCCGUCCUACCCGAGCGCUUUGAUCGUCCCGAACUCGGUGGAUGAUGACUUUCUCGUAAAGGCAGCAAAAUUCCGACAGGGUGGCAGAUUUCCCGUACUGUGCUACUGCCACCACCGUAACUGCAUGGUAAUUAUGCGGAGCAGCCAGCCCAUGACAGGAGCCAACAGGAAGCGCUGUAAGGAGGACGAGCUCCUGCUUCAAGCGGCACUUGACGAAUCUGAGCUGGGUUACAUCAUAGACACACGCUCCGCCCAGCAAGCCCAGCAGGCCAGGAUGACUGGAGGGGGGUUCGAGUCGAAAUCCUUCUAUCGCCCCUGGAGGAGGUUACACAGACAUAUGGAGAGAGGUAAAGUGUUACAGGAGAGUUUAAUAAAGCUAGUAGAAGCGUGCGGAGACGCAUCUCAUAACAUGGACCGCUGGCUGAGUAAGCUGGAAAACUCCAAAUGGCUGUCUCACAUUCACAGCGCACUGUCCACCGCGGGACUCGUGGCCGAGUGUAUAGAGAGAGAUGGUCACUCAGUGUUGGUUCACGGCUCUGAGGGAACAGACAGCACUCUGCUGGUGACAUCACUCGCUCAGAUCAUCUUAGAUCCAAACUGCAGGACGUUCACAGGCUUCCUUCGACUACUCGAGAGAGAGUGGGUACAGGCAGGUCACCGUUUUCAGCAGCGUUGUGCCCACUCAGCUUACUCACACGCCCGGCUAAAGCACGAGUGCCCGUCCUUUCUACUGCUGCUGGACUGCGUGUGGCAGAUCCUGCGUCAGUUUCCUUUAGCGCUGGAGUUCAGCGAGGCUCUGCUGCUCAGACUGGCACAGGAAGCCUAUGCUUCUGACUAUGGGACUUUCCUGUGCAACAACGAAUAUGAACGACACACUUUGCAUGUGAAGGAAAACACAUACUGUCUCUUCCAGUUCCUGUUGCAGUGUUCAGAGAGAGAGCAGUACAUUAACCCUCUGUUUGAACACACACAGCUUGCCAUCUGGCCUUCAGUGCAGCCGCAGUCCAUCCAGCUGUGGACCGGACUCUUCCUCAGGUGGACAGAACACACCCAAAUAAUGGACGAGGCCCGAGAGGAGAUCAUGACUCUAGUGAAAAAGGGCAGGAAAGAGAAGAUGACCAGUGAUGAAGCCACACACACACUCUUCACACACCGAGACGCUUUCACUAUUCUCGAAAACGACAUGGACGAGCUGACGAUACUAUGAUCUUCUCUCUGAACCUCUUCAAUCUGUACACAUCACUGCAACUUUUAAAUAGGAUUUUUAAUAUUCUGAAAAUAUUUUAUUUUUUAGUAAUUUUUAGAGUUUGAAAGACUAUUGAUGGGAACUGAAACCUGGAAACACUUCCACGCUCAGGGAUCUUCCUGUUAACCUGGGGAGGAACAGGAAGCUACUAACAUCAUGUUGUUGGUUUUCAGAUUCACACCGACCAUCCUUUUUAUUAGUCUGAGGUCACCCUGUUACCCUCAGAGUUUUUAAAUGGUGUAAAAAAAUAACCCAAGGCUGCUGAUGUUCCUGUGAUUUUUAGACUAAUUCGAGAAAGUCAUUUUGCAAGCUAAUAAACUUUAUUGUUAAGAACAAAA
Messenger RNA from Clarias gariepinus (North African catfish), 2227 nucleotides. RefSeq lists its product as uncharacterized. Lineage: Eukaryota; Metazoa; Chordata; Actinopteri; Siluriformes; Clariidae. The coding region runs from base 123 to 1850 and encodes 575 amino acids. The transcript has 11 exons. Gene Ontology annotation, biological process: negative regulation of autophagy. The record is from RefSeq and is a predicted model, not a curated record.